AUGUCUGCAGCACACAGCGGUCUCCCCUCUCCUCAGGCCCCGGACAGCAGAGUCCCUUCAGCCCUGGAGCUGCCCCAGCGUUUGGAGCAGAGCCCGAGGGAGGCCCCGGUGAGCCUGGGGGAGAAGGGGCUGCACCUGCUGAGCAGCACGGCCGCAGUGCAGACCCUGGCCAGUGUCAUCCGGCCUUGCUACGGCCCGCAUGGCCGGCAGAAGCUGCUGGUGACCACUAAGGGAGAAACAGUGUGCACAGGGCAUGCCGCUGCCAUCCUCAGGGCCCUGGAGCUGGAGCACCCGGCGGCCUGGUUCCUCCGGGAAGCAGCCCAAACCCAGGCAGAGAACAGUGGGGAUGGCACGUCCUUCGUGGUCCUUCUGACGGGAGCCUUGCUGGAGCAGGCAGAGCACCUGCUGAAGGCCGGCCUGCCUCGCCCCCAGCUCCGGGAGGCCUACGCCACAGCCACCGCGGAGGUCCUGACCACACUGCCCACCCUGGCGAUCCGCUCUCUGGGUCCCUUGGAAGAUCCAUCCUGGGCCCUCUAUUCUGUGAUGAACACCCACGCCCUGUCCCACACGGACUACCUGACCAAGCUGGUGGCCCACGCAUGCUGGGCUACCAGGGAGCCGGACGGCGGCUUCCGGGCUGAGCAAGUCGGGGUGUGCACACUGCCAGGAGGGACGCUGGGGGACUCCUGCCUCCUUCCGGGCUUGGCGAUGUCUGGGAAGCUCUGUGGGCAAACGACCGCCGUGUCAAGUGGGGCCAGGGUGGCUCUCUUUGCUUGUCCCUUUGGUCCUGCCAGUUCAAAUGCACCGGCAACCGCCCGUCUCUCUAGUCCUGCCGAUCUGGCUAAAUUUAGGAAAGGAAGCGAACAGUUAAUAGAAAAGCAAGUAGCCCAGCUGGCAGCCAUGGAAAUUAACGUGGCGGUGGUAUGGGGGGAAAUCGAUGAGAAGACCCUCACCCUGGCGGAUGAGCACUGCAUCAUGGUGAUUGAGGCCCGGUCCCGGGCGCAGAUGGCUUACCUCAGCAAGGUGUUCGGCACACCUCUGCUGCUUCGUCUGCUCCCUCCCCAGAGGCCAGGGAGGUGCCAGAGGGUUUACAGACAGGAGCUGGGAGAAGAUUUGGCUGUGGUAUUUGAGUGGGAAGGCACAGGCACACCUGCCCUCACCGUGGUCCUCAGGGGAGCCACUGCGCAGGGGCUGCGGGGCGCAGAGCAGGCUGUCUACCACGGCAUCGACGCCUACUUCCAGCUGUGUCAAGAUCCCAGACUGAUUCCGGGAGCAGGGGCCACGGAGAUGGCUCUGGCGAAAAUGCUGUCGGACAAAGGAAGCAAACUGGAAGGGCCCAGUGGUCCUGCGUUCCUAGCGUUUGCCCGGGCCCUGAGGGCUCUUCCUGAAACCUUGGCAGAGAAUGCAGGCUUAGUUGUCUGCGAUGUGAUGGCGGAAUUGAGUGGAGUUCAUCAAGUCGGGAACUUCCUCGUUGGAGUGGGAGCCGAAGGGAUAAUAAACGUGGCCCAGGAUGGGGUGUGGGACACCCUAACGGCCAAAGCCCAAGCGCUCAGAGCAGUAGCUGAGGUGGUGCUGCAGCUCGUGGCUGUAGAUGAAAUUGUAGUGGCCAAGAAAAGUCCCACACAUCCGCAGGUCUUGCCUCCUGACUCUAAGAAGACGAAACGUCCACCUCCUAUGAAGAAAAAAAAAUCCUUGGAAUGA
Propithecus coquereli (Coquerel's sifaka) is the source of this 1701-nucleotide messenger RNA. It is a transcript of the gene CCT8L2, whose product is annotated as chaperonin containing TCP1, subunit 8 (theta)-like 2. The record is from RefSeq and is a predicted model, not a curated record. Gene Ontology annotation, molecular function: ATP-dependent protein folding chaperone; ATP binding. Gene Ontology annotation, cellular component: chaperonin-containing T-complex. The transcript has a single exon. Lineage: Eukaryota; Metazoa; Chordata; Mammalia; Primates; Indriidae. The coding region runs from base 1 to 1701 and encodes 566 amino acids. Gene Ontology annotation, biological process: protein folding.